CGUGUCUGUUGGCAGCGCAGGGAACGCUGUGCUGUUCGCUGCGCGCUGCGCCGCCGCCGCGCCAACAAGUGACACAAUUUGGGUUGGGGUAAAGCGGCCGGCGCUUUCGGGCGGUGUACACGUUUCGUUAGCUUCUCUAUUUUAAAAACUACUUGCUUGACGAUAUCCGGGAAGGGACCGACCGCAUCACCGCGGCGUCGACUCUACACCACUGUCACUCAUUUUCGAUGCAGUCGACCUGCGUACGCGUCGCUGGUCGCUUCGCGCGCACGCGCGUCCGCCUUUAUGCACUUAACACAUUUUGAUAGUUAAUAAGUUUUAACGUGCAAAGGUAAAUGAACUUAUUAUAAACAAAGUGCCUUUUUUCAAUCAGAGGAUGUAUGAUACGCAGAGGUGAUAUUUGUGGUGCCAGUUGAUAAUUUUUAGUUACCAUGAGCGGGAGGGAAGGCGGAAAUGCAGUUCCCUCUUCAAGUGCAGCGGGCGCGAGCGGCAGCGCCGUCCUAGGGGUGACGCGCCGUGGACGGUGUAAGUGGUUCAACGUCGCAAAGGGCUGGGGGUUCAUUACCCCUGACGACGGAGGGCAAGAUGUUUUUGUGCACCAGAGCGUCAUUCAGAUGCCAGGAUUCCGGUCUCUUGGCGACGACGAGGAGGUUGAGUUCGAGUGCAAAGAGUCCGACAAGGGGCUCGAGGCGACGCGUGUCUCCGGGCCCUCAUCUGUGGACUGCCAAGGAUCACAUCGACGCCCACUCGCCAAGAAACGGUUCAGAAAGAUACGUUGCUACAACUGCGGUGAGUUUGCUAACCACAUAGCGGCCAAGUGCACCAUCAGCCCACAACCAAAGAGAUGUCACAACUGCAAGAGCGAGGACCAUCUUAUCGCCGACUGUCCAGUUAAGCUGGAAAAAAAGAGGGACGACACCACCAAGAGUAGUUCGAGCGGCUCUCAGGGAGGGCAGCAGGACAGUCCGCCGCACUCGUAACUCCAUACACACAUCCCCCGUAUUCCAAGACCCCACGAAACUUUUACACUUUCUAACGGCAUUUCUUCGUUCUUACUUUAACUAUGUUAUAACGUUUUAUAAAUUUAGACAAAGCUUAUUUCCGUCUAGAUACUCCAUUCCAAAACGAAACGACUUAAUUGAAUUAACAGGUUCUAUUACGAAAAUAUUUUAUAAUUGCCAAACUACAUAUGUGUAACCAAAUGUUAACUAACUUAAGAACGCAUCUACCUCACUAUAGUUACAGUUAAACUAUACAAAUAAGUACAAGACUGAUCGGUACAAAUCCAUAAUUCUAGUACAAACUAUACAAUAUAUACAUUUUGAUAAUUUUAAUGAUAGUAAUAUUACAACUUAAGUUUUCAAACGUAACGUAAGUACAAAUUUUAUGUGUUCGAGUGACCUUAAUUAUUUUACGUAUAUUGGUGUUUAUCCAAAGUUAAGUGUGUGUUUAUAUUAUUAUUUUGUUGCUAUAUUAUAUUAUGACAAACUUUAUGUUAGUUUUAGCUCAUAAAUAACGUAACGACAAGUUAUAAGAAGUAUUAUAACUGGCUAUGAAGCAAAUCAUGGGAGAAACAUAUGCUAACAGAUAAACAGUUAAAACUAUUGUCAAUAUCAGAGAUGAAGAUUUAAGAGAUAUUUGACUGCCUCGUCGCUGAGCUUGAGGUCCUAGGUUCGAUUCCCAGGUCGUGCAAAGUAUUAUUAUGUUUUUCGAAUCAGAAAUUCAAAGCAGAGGCACGAAGUCUGGAUUUUGUCCGGUGUGUGAGAAUAGAUCCUAUUGCAGGGAAUAAUAUAAUCGGUGGAAAUAUCGAGGUGUCCUAUACAUACUCUUGUUGAACCUCUUUGGGGGAAAUACAGAUAUGAUGUGAAAAAUCUGGAGUACCUAUAUCGUAAUAAAAGUACAAAACCUUAAAGGUAGGGCUGACAAACAGAAGGUAAAUGUAAGCUCUUAAAUAAUAUAAUGUUCGACGAAUAAUGUAAGAAAGGAAAAUAUCAAUUUUCGUUUGUAUAUUUUACAAAUUAUGCAAUGUAAACGUUGAAGUUAAUGUGCCAAAGUCAAAUUAACAUUGUUGCAAUAAUUGUAAAAAUAUUUUUAAUUAAGUGUAGAUUCUGUACGAGUUGUAUUUCUAUUACUUGCCCUAGCAUACGAGUGCUUUACUUUAAACAGAUAACUGAGAGUACAAAUGUAAUGUUUCUACGAAUAUUUUAGAUUAACUUUGUCAUGUAUAUAACAUUUGCGACUUAUGUUUGCUCAAGAGCCUAAUCAUAGUUAAGUAGAACAAGUUUUGGGAAUAGUGUGGGUACUUAAACUUCAUCCUACGUUUUUUACAGUUUGGUGUCUAAGUGUUAGUGUAUUCAGUUUCAUUGAAUGUAAUCAAGAUUGCCAGAUACUUCUAGCGUCAUGCUGAGCAUAGCAAUUAGUGCAUUUGAGCUAUAAAGCGGUCUCCGAUAGUUCGGUCAGAAAGUUGCUGUGGCAAUGUCUAAGUAAGAAACGGUUAAAAGCUGCACCUUAAGAUAGAAAUCUACUUAACUAAAACUAAAUGUCUUGCUUCGAAGUUUGUUUCCCUUCGAAUUCAACUUGAACAUGCAUUGAAAUAGUUCUAAUGAUCCACUUAAAUAUGUAGCAAACUUUUCUGCACCCAAAGUUCACUAGUAAAUACUCACACCAAUUCGGAACUUAACACACGUGAGAAUUUCCUGAAGCACGCGAUUUAUUUUUACGUAAUAAAUACUUAAUACCCAUCGAUGUUAAUUUAAGACUUUGUUUUUACACAAAAAUCUAUUUAGGUAGUUUAGAUACAUACACGAAGGAGUAAUCUACCUCAAUAUUUAUGAAUAUGAUUUAGUUAUUGUAGUUAAGAUAUUUUAACGUAUUUGUUUUUAGGUUAUACUUAUAACUGACUGUCGUUAAACCAACGUGUUAUCGAAAUCUUCACACAGGCCCACUGAAACUGUCUUCGGUACACUCUUUAAAUAUAAUUUGCACAUUUGUAGUUUAUAAUAUAUCAAGAAACCUCAUCUACAAGUAAUGUAAAAUGUAUGUAGUUAAUAGUAAUUAAUGUGUAACGUCCGCCUGCGUUAGAUACCAAUGAUUUUAUAUUGUGUUCGUAGUAAUUUUUGUAAAACUACAUUUAUCUGUUAAUGUUUAGUUUUUCAAGCCAUAGUAAGGUAUACGUUGAAUUAUAUAGAGGCUCAGUUCGCAGUGGCGCCGACACAUUUUAUCUACAAGUAGCAAUAUUUCAAUUACUAAAGUUUUUUAUUAGAUUUUUGGUGCGAAUAAAUAAAGUCAAAGUUGUAAUUAUUGUAAGUCAGUUGUUAUUAAUAUCAGGUACAAUAAAUUAAGGUUAUCACUAUUUAAUGUUUACAAAUUACACAAUACGUUUUUAUUGUACUUUCAAGUUUUACUUCUAUCAAUCGAAACGAAAAAAUAAUUGUAUUUUGAAUGCAAUAAAUUUAAAAAUCACGUCAUUAUAAUAAUUAUGAUAUAGUACGUUUAGUCAGCGUUACAUCACGGUAGAGACAGGUCGGUUUAUAGAUAUUAUACACUACGGGUCUUUUUGCAUUUCUUUUUAUAUAGCAGUAGUUGUAAUGUAGUUUUAAUUUAUAAGAUUUUAAUGAAAGACUAUUUGCAAACAUCUACCUCAUAAUUUAAUUACGUUAAAUAGAGUCUAUUGAUAAGUUAAUUAACAUUUUAUAAAUUCUAGCUAUUAUUUUUUCCAUAAUUAUAUCUUUGCUGAAUGCCGAAUUUCUUUCUUAGAGUUUAAAUUUUGUUUUUUAUUAU
Messenger RNA from Spodoptera litura, 3780 nucleotides. RefSeq names its product protein lin-28 homolog (gene lin-28). Gene Ontology annotation, cellular component: cytoplasm; nucleus. The record is from RefSeq and is a predicted model, not a curated record. Gene Ontology annotation, biological process: pre-miRNA processing. Gene Ontology annotation, molecular function: zinc ion binding; mRNA binding. NCBI's taxonomy places the organism in Eukaryota, Metazoa, Arthropoda, Insecta, Lepidoptera, Noctuidae.